Molecule: messenger RNA, 2463 nt
Organism: Argiope bruennichi
Lineage: Eukaryota; Metazoa; Arthropoda; Arachnida; Araneae; Araneidae
Exons: 4
Coding region: 1-2463 (820 amino acids)
Molecular function (GO): nucleic acid binding
Source: RefSeq, a predicted model, not a curated record
AUGGGAUUGGUCCACCUCUUCAACACCACCUGUCGGGAAAGUUCUCGUCUAAAACGUCACGUACAAUCAGGCUUCAAUGUGGGGGUGCACCAUCCUAUUGAAAUAUCACAUCUGGUUGAUGUAGUUGCAUCUGAGGAACCGCAUACAUCUACAGCAUGUCAAGUGUUCGGAUAUGUCGCUAGCGGAAGUGUAGAUGAGGAGGUGAAUAACAAAAUGCACUGUGGUUUAAUUCGAGAUAGUGAUUUAAAUACAACAUUAAAGACCUUUUGGGAGUUAGAAUCAAUAGGUGUCAAGGACGAGGGUAUUACUAGUGAGGAGGACGUGAAUUUAGAAUUGUUUAAGGAAAAUAUAUGUUUUAAAAAUGGUAGGUAUGAGGUGGGACUCCCUUGGAAAAGAGAUAGUAAUGAGUUGAGCGAUAAUUUUGAUUUAGCAAAAAGACGACUCAGCAGUCUUAUGAGAAAAAUGCAAAAUGAUAAGGUGUUGUAUUCUGAGUAUUGUAAAGUUUUAAAGGGUUACCUUGAUGAAGGGAUAAUUGAGAGGGUAACAAAUCCGUUUGCUUCAACAAAUAACCCAGUGUUUUAUCUUCCUCACCAAGUGAUAAUAAAAAAUGAAUCUCUAACAACAAAAUUACGUAUAGUUUUUGAUGCUAGUGCACAUGAAAUAGGACAAUUAUCGCUGAACGAUUGUUUACAUCAAGGAGUUAAUUUAAAUCCAAACAUUUUUGAUUUGUUGAUAUCCUUUCGCUUGAACAAAAUAGCCAUUUUAGCUGAUAUGGAAAAAGCCUUUCUCCAGAUUUCUUUGACUCCAAAAGAUAAAGACGCAGUUAGGUUUCUUGUGGCUAACAGUGAAAACGAUGUUCAAGUGUAUAGAUUCAAUCGAGUUCUUUUUGGUGUGAACUCGUCUCCAUUUCUAUUGGCCGCAACUAUAAAAACCCAUAUUGAGAAAUAUAAGGAACAAUAUCCCGUUACUGUGCGGACACUCGAUAGUUGUUUUUACGUGGACGAUCUCGUCGCUGGUGAAGACGAUGUAUCAUCAGCAUUUGACUUGUCAAACACAGCAGCGAAAAUCAUGGAUGAUGCAGGGAUGAAUUUGCGGAAGUGGAUUUCAAACGACUGUGAUUUAAUGAAACAAUGGCAGACAGAACAUUUCGACCAUUUAAAUAUUAACGAUUUCGUGAACCAACCACAUCGUGUUUUGGGACUUUCGUGGAGUCCUCAAAAUGACGAUAUUAGUCUUAAUUUAAAAGGUCUAUUGGACUUCCUUCUGAAAAGGAAAAAUACUAAACGAUUCUUGUUGAUGGCCGCAGGCAGAAUAUUUGAUCCAAUGGGAUUUGUAUCCCCCUUCACUAUAAGAUUUAAAAUCUUAUUUCAAGAAAUCUGGCAAAGUAAAACAGACUGGGACGAAGAGUUACUGCCAGAUGUUAAUGAGAAGUUUGAACAGUGGUGUUCAGAAGCGUCUUUCUUAGGUAAACUUCAGAUUCCUAGAUAUGUCCUUGAGUGUGAUAGUGAGAAUCCCCCAGAGUGUGAAAUACACACAUUUUCCGAUUCUAGCAUUAAAGCGUAUGGAGCUGUCUCAUAUUUAAGACUGAAAACUCCUAACAAAAUUUGUGUGUAUCUUUUAGCUUCAAAAUGCCGUGUGGCUCCUCUAAAGCCAUUAUCCCUUCCACGUUUGGAAUUAAUGGGUGCGUUACUUGCUGCGAGAUUGGCAAAAGAAGUAUCAAGAGUCCUCAGUGAGAAAAUAUCAGCAACCAACCACUUUUGGACAGAUUCCACUAUAGCCUUGAGUUGGAUUCAAGGUUCCAGCAGCAGAUGGAAAGUCUUUGUCGCCAACCGUGUGAAGGAAAUACAAUCCUUGACAAACAAAGAUAUGUGGCACCAUUGUCCUGGAAAGGACAAUCCAUCUGAUCUUCUUACGAGAGGCAUCAGCGCCGACUCACUGUUGAACUGUGAGAAGUGGUGGAAUGGACCGAGUUUCCUACAUGAAGAAAACAUUGUCCCUAAAAAUGAUGACGUGAUACUUAGUGAUGACAGUGUGUGUCAGGAAGAACUAAAAUCGUUCAUCGAUAAUUGUAAGCAACCAUUUAACAAACAAACUGGACCAUUGAAGAUAUCCGAAGUCCAACGAGCGGAAACUACGCUUGUGAAGUUGGUGCAACAGGUAGAAUUUGAAUCAGAAUUAAAGGACUUGUCCACUAAGGGUAUGGUUAGCCCUCAAAACAAUGCUUCCAACUUUGUAGGCACACAAUUAGAGUUAAAGAGACUGAGAAAAAUUCUGAGUAAUAGUAACAAUAAUAUGAGUAAAUUUUUGUGUGAUGAACGUGUUCAGUGGAGUUUCAUUCCACCAAGAGCACCAAAUCAUGGAGGCCUCUGGGAGGCUGGAGUCAAGGCCGUCAAAUAUCAUAUAAAGCGAAUUAUGGGUAAUUUAAAAUUCACUUAUGAAGAAAUUUUAACGAUUCUUAACUAG